CUCGCGCAUCAGUCUGAUCUGUUUACCACGCGUUGACGCGUAACACUUGGGCUUGAAUUUCGUCGAGCUAAAUGGCACGGCAAGGGGUUAAUAAACUGCUAAUCCUAUUAGACAAAUUAAAAUGUGAAAUGAAAUAUUGAAUCAAAAUUCUGCGUUAACAUCUGGGGAUAACAAAAAUCAUUAUCCCUGUUAAAAAUAACGUAUUCCUUCCGAGGAUAUAAGCAGCGACUUCCUCGACAGGAAUUUAUUCGCUGUUAGAUUCAGUCAGAACGACAAGUGUACACCAAAAGCCUUAAGAAUCUUAAUAAUCAUAAUCUCUGAAAAUGAACACUUCGUCUGUAAACGUGGGUCGUUCGUGUCUGAGCAAAAACAAUUUCGGUUUGUACCUGGGAAAAAGGGGCAGGGCGGACGGUCUCGCCUAUCCCUAAAAAAGUUGUAGAGGAGGGGGAACUGAUGCCCAAGCUUCACUACCUUCUAGGCAGUGGUGACGAGUGCGCAGAUUUCGGAGUGGACACGAACGACACACGUUUACAGACGGUGUGUAGUAAACAGAUAAAGCAGCGAUCGGCUGAAGAAGUCACGCGCGUACUGCGUCAACGCGAAGUAAUUACAUAUUUUGGAGGUGAUGACAGCGAAGAUGAAACGGACGCAAUUGAAGAAGCUGAUAGUGAUGCCACGGAGAGCGAUGCUAUUAUUGUAAACUCGAAAACGAUCGAAAAACGCAAUACUGCUGCGCUAAAUGCAAGAGACCAGUAUGCGAAGACCAUCGCGUCAUGUGUUGUGCAAACUGCAUCGACUAAAUGUAAUUAACUUUUUUUUUGUAUAAUAGAUGUAAGAUACCUUUUUUAUUA
Messenger RNA from Cephus cinctus (wheat stem sawfly), 851 nucleotides. RefSeq lists its product as uncharacterized. The transcript has 2 exons. The record is from RefSeq and is a predicted model, not a curated record. Lineage: Eukaryota; Metazoa; Arthropoda; Insecta; Hymenoptera; Cephidae. The coding region runs from base 454 to 810 and encodes 118 amino acids.